AUGGGCUGCCUGGUGCUUUGGGUCUUCUCCAGUGUUGCGGUCCAGGCCGUGGCCACGGAAAAAGCCCAGUUCCAACAGCCCCUCUUCGUCACCUUCUUCAACUCCAUGGCUGGCGUGGUGCUCCUCUGCCCUUGCAGGAGGAGUGCUGCCCGGGACCGCGUGGCCGCCACGGGUCGAAUGACUUGCACUGUCGGAGUGCUGUGGUCUUGCUCGCAGUGCAUGUACAACGUGAGUCUCCUGCACACGUCUGUGGCCACGAACACUGUGCUCUCUUCCACUUCCUCGGUGUUCACCUUCAUUUUCUCCUUGCUGAUGCGUAAGCCCUUCAGGCGCAACUCCUGCGCGGCGGCGGUGCUGUGCUUCACGGGGUGCUGCCUGGUGGCGUGCCAGGUGGACAUGGUUGGGGCCUCAGCUAUCCUCAGACUUGCCAGCGGCCAUCAGAUCAGCCCCUGGUUGCUGGGUCCGGCGGUGACGCCCAAAGCGCCGACCGCGCCGAAGUCGAAGUCAGAGGCUCGAAACGAGCGAAACGAGGCCGCCGGUGCGGCAAUUGCGGAGCUGAUCCCCGAGGGGAAGGGCAGGCGCCUCCAUGCCGCUCCACGGCAGGAGCGUGGCAAUGCCAAUGGACUGCGGCGCUGGCCGCUGCCCUGCCACGCCGAGCCGCGCCUGGUGGUGGUGCCAUCUGUGCGCAAGGCCUCGUCCCUGCCGUCCUUGACGGUGGGCUGGCCCAUGCGCUCCAGGCGCUCAGGCGGCAGCCGGCUUCGGCUGCUCAGCAAUGCCACGCCCAAGGCGAAGUGCAAGGAGCCCUGCGUGAGCAAACCCCCCAGGCCGGAGCGGAUGGAGUCUCGUGAGUUGGAGGACUCCGCAUUGGAGGCCCGGUUCCACGUGGAGCUGAAGCGGGUCAGCUCCGAAGUGAGCGAGGUGCAACGGCGGCAGCUGUCCACGCGGAACCACCUAAGCAACGUGAAGACGGAGCUGAACAGCAACCACGAGCUGGAGGCGUCCUUACAAGCCGCAGCCGAUGAGGUCAAAGCAGAGGUGAAAGAGCACCUGGGGACCUUCAUGGCGGAAUGGGAAAGCUUCCAGCCGGUGAGUAAGGAGUUGCAGGCCCUGGCGGAUGAAGCCGAGAUGCUGACAGACACCGACCUGCGGAUGAAGGAGUUACUGGAGCGGAUGUCCAGGAAGCUGGAUGCCUUUGACCAGACGCUGGGCAACCACUACUAG
Messenger RNA from Effrenium voratum, 1221 nucleotides. Lineage: Eukaryota; Dinophyceae; Suessiales; Symbiodiniaceae. The record is from the annotation of a GenBank genome assembly.